AUGAUCGAUGAGGGGAAAACAGAGAAGAAAUCCCAGAAGAAAGGGGGCUUUUGGAAGCAGGUUUCAGUGUGGCUGCUGCAGCUGCACCCCAACUGCCAAGCCAUAGCGCACUGGAAGCUCCAUUUUAAUAAUCCCCCUCAAAUUCUUCUCCCCGAAACCCUAAUUCCCCCACAAAUUACGAACCCCCAAAUUCUCAUCCGGCGAGACUCCCUCAGCCCCCGCCGCCGCGGUAGCAAGAAAUCCCACCCCACCGCGUUGACACCUCCGUCUUCUUCAUCCAAGAAGAACCCAAGCGGCCCACCAAAGCAAACGAAGCCCCGAGCACCCCCGCUGUUUCCGACCAAAUCCCCGACGCUGACAACGCUGAAACGAGCUAUGCUGGAGACGGUCCAGCGAGUUAGACUCGUGCUUCACCAGAAGGAAGAAAGCAUGCAGGAGGAGUGCACUAGACCCCAGCGAGCGAGGGUCCCGUAG
Striga asiatica is the source of this 474-nucleotide messenger RNA. The record is from the annotation of a GenBank genome assembly. Lineage: Eukaryota; Viridiplantae; Streptophyta; Magnoliopsida; Lamiales; Orobanchaceae.